UAUCUCAAACCCAAACACUCCAACUUUCUCUCUCUCUCUCUCUCUUUCUGUUUCAGUCUUUAAAACUUUCACUCUCUCUCUCAGAGUCUUAGCUUUUAUUCUACAAUGGCUCGCUUUAGCUUUGUGGCUUUGGUUGUAAUGGCAGUACUUGUGGGCUCCACUUUAGCCCAGUCUCCUUCACAAUCUCCAUCAAAUUCGCCAACACAAGCGCCCGCUCCUAAAGCUUCAGCGCCGUCGCCUACAGUUAGAAAGACUCCAGUGCCUGCGCCGUCUCCGGCAGUGGUGAACUCUCCACCAUCUCCUCCUCCGGCUUCUUCUGAUGCUCCGGUGAGUCCUCCAUCUUCGAUUAGUACUCCACCUGCUGAAGCUCCUGGACCGGCGGCUCAGAGCGGUGCCGUUUUGAACAGAGUUGGGUUCGCUGCUGGAUCUGUGGCUGUAGCACUAUUCGCUGCCGUUUUGGUGUUUUAGAAAUUACAAAGUGUUCGUUCUAUUGUAUUUAAUUAUUCAUUAUUCAUUCAUUCAUUCACAGUGGAUUUGGUCGUAUUAUAUGUGAUGUUUUUUAUCAUGGUAUUUACCAUACCCAUUAGUAUAAUUUCUUCUUUAUUCUGCAA
Molecule: messenger RNA, 611 nt
Organism: Quercus lobata
Lineage: Eukaryota; Viridiplantae; Streptophyta; Magnoliopsida; Fagales; Fagaceae
Product: classical arabinogalactan protein 1-like
Exons: 1
Coding region: 106-468 (120 amino acids)
Source: RefSeq, a predicted model, not a curated record